This is a messenger RNA of Durotheca rogersii, 2404 nucleotides long. RefSeq names its product ELMO/CED-12 family-domain-containing protein. The coding region runs from base 198 to 2321 and encodes 707 amino acids. The record is from RefSeq and is a predicted model, not a curated record. Gene Ontology annotation, cellular component: plasma membrane. Gene Ontology annotation, biological process: actin filament organization; cell motility. The transcript has a single exon. Lineage: Eukaryota; Fungi; Ascomycota; Sordariomycetes; Xylariales; Xylariaceae.
AUUAUGCAUCGAUUCGACGCCGUGGUGUUCCGCUGAGACCGUCCCUGCUCGCUCGCUGGUUACGUCGCGUUGGCUCAAGCUGAUAUAUUCCUUGGGCGAUUAGCUUCUACGGCGGCUGAUCUCCCUUGCCGCGAUCCCUCCGCAGUCCCUUUCGCUAUCCCUCCCGAUCCUAACUCGCGCGCUCCCAACCCACAACCAUGGACCAGGCCGACAUACCGGCGCUGCUGUCGCGGCUGGCUAGCGACGAGGACGCCGCGCGCAAGAUGGCCGUUUUCAAACUGCAAUCCUCCAUCAACGACCCCUCCUUCGCCGACGUCUUCAUCUCCUCCGGCGGUCUCAUCAUACUCCGGCGCUUGAUCAUGAGCACCGGCGGUAAUACGCUCGCAUACUCGCUGCAGAGCCUGAGUCGGUUACUCGAGGUAGACAUGGGCUGGGAUAUCUUCGAAGGUCCGACGGCGGGCGACCUCGUCGAGCGCGUCGUCGAGCUCAUCGUCACUAACCCCCUCGUCAAUAUUCUCCGCGGUGCCAUGUCCAUUCUCGUCGGGCUCGUUAGCCAUUCGCAGUCUACCACGGGCCCGUCCCCCGCGCGUCCGUCCGUGACCUUUGGGUUCCGCGCGCUGAAACCCGCCGUGGCCGUCUACCCGCAGUUUUUCGACCUCGUCAUCCAGCAGUUGCAUUCGGCAGAUCACGCCCUCUGUGCCAACGCCCUCAUGCUCAUCAACGCUCUCAUUAGAGAUGCCGUGUCUAGCGAACAAACCGAGAACAGCAGGAUGAGUGGCACGGGGGAAGAAUGGCCCAAGUUCAUCCGGAAGCUGCAGGAUCUAGGUCUGAUCAAGGCGGUAUACAACCUCAUGCAGGGUUCGGCGCUGCAAGACCUGGCCCACCCUCUUUUGGAGUUUCAGUCCCUGACCAAGGUCCUGCUUCAGAAGUGGCGCGCGGUGCAGGUCGACGUCGAACGCCCGGAGCACAGAAGGGCACUAAAGGGACUCCACCUCGCAAGCGCGCCAAAUCGGGACCACGUGAAUGGAGUCGGCAGGAUCGAAGAGCUCCAGGAAUAUGGCAAGAAGGGAAGCCGAAGACACAACCCUGAGAAGUGGAGAAGGCUGGGCUUUGAGACCGAGAGCCCGGCAGGCGAGUUUCAGAGCAUAGGCUUUUUAGGCCUGAUGGACCUCGCUGACUACGUGCGAAAGAACGAGGACGGGUUCCAGAAGUUGCUCCUGGAGCAGUCCACCCGACCGCUGCAUGAACGCUGUCCCGUCGCUCGGGCCAGUCUAGCGGUGACCCUCAUCUUGUACGAGCAUUUCGACUGCGACAGGUCCGAGAUAGAAGAUCUGAGGGGAUAUCAGCUAUCGGACGGGAAGCACCAGGACAAGCUCUUUCGCCCGCUACUUCUCCAGUGGUCUAGGGUGCACUCUUGCGGUCUCAAUGCAUUUUUCAAGCUGUGGAAGUCCACGGGCGCGGAGCAAGAUGAUUUCGAAAAGGUGGCUGAGCUUGUUCGCAUCCUCGUCGACCAGGUGGUAGGGCAGGCCGGACGAUCGAAGGAUAUCCUGGAGGUUGAGGAAGAUCUGAUGGAGUACGACUUCGGAAGGCUGCGUGAGCUUCAGAUGGAGCUCCUGGAGCUCUCAUUCGACGACCAAUGGGGUCAGUAUCUCUACAAGGUGCGGGAAGGCCUCAACCAAGAAGCCCUCACGUUUAUCAAGGAGCAACGUAUCCGAUGCCUGCUGCAAGGUGCUUGGUUUUCGAAGCCGCCACCGCGCAAGGAUAGCCAAGGGACGGCACUCCAAAGCCGUCGUGCGGCCAAUGGGACGCUCUGGCGAUACGCCAAGCUAUCGCACAACCGCCGCCAUCUACACUAUGCCGAUUUCGCCUUGCGGACCGCCCAGGAGCCGAAUUUGGAGGCCCUCGGGGAGAUGUUAGACCUGCAGCAGGUCAGCUCCGUCGCGUCGAACGUGUUCGCCUCAUCCAACGAGGCCGGUGGCGAAACGAGCAAUAACACCAAGAUCACGAUUUACGGCCUCGCGGACCCGGACGACACGCAGAAAAACGGCGACGCGGCCGACGCAAAAGAGCAGCCGCUACUCACCCUACAUCCUCUAACUCACAGUCUAGCGUCGGAGUGGCUCGACGGCCUGCUGAUGCUGCUCAACCAGGCACCGAUAACGGCAGAAACCAACAAGCUCAUAAAGCUGAUCGGAGACUACGGGUUGAAGAUCAGGCUCCUCAACGUCCGGAUGGAGGCAACCUACGCCGGGCCGCCGGAAGAUGCCGGUGUGGUGCCGAGCAGGGAAGGGCUCGACGACGACUACUGGUACGACAUCUGAUACGGCGUCUUUGUACGAUUGUACGAGCAGGCGAGGGCGUGUGGGGAAAGGGAGAAGAAGUGGGUUGUACGCAUUAUCUGGCA